Molecule: messenger RNA, 628 nt
Organism: Acomys russatus (golden spiny mouse)
Lineage: Eukaryota; Metazoa; Chordata; Mammalia; Rodentia; Muridae
Gene: Ubald2
Product: UBA like domain containing 2
Exons: 3
Coding region: 61-552 (163 amino acids)
Molecular function (GO): protein binding
Source: RefSeq, a predicted model, not a curated record
AUUCGCCCGGGCGGCGGCGGCGGAGCUGCGAGCGCGAGCCCGGGGCGGCCGCCCAGCGCCAUGUCGGUGAACACGGACGAGCUGCGGCACCAGGUCAUGAUCAACCAGUUCGUGCUGGCCGCGGGCUGCGCGGCCGACCAGGCGCAGCAGUUGCUGCAGGCGGCGCACUGGCAGUUCGAGACCGCCCUAAGCACGUUCUUCCAAGAAAGCAACAUUCCUAACAGCCACCACCACCCGCAGAUGAUGUGUACUCCUAGCAACACCCCUGCCACACCGCCCAACUUCCCUGAUGCGCUGGCCAUGUUCUCCAAGCUUCGAGCCUCUGAGGGCCUGCAGAGCAGCAGCCCCAUGACAGCCGUGGCCUGCUCCCCCCCUGCAAACUUCAGCCCCUUCUGGGCCGCAUCCCCACCCAACCACCCAACGCCCUGGAUCCCGCCCUCUUCCCCGAACUCCUUCCGCCAUCUCCACUGCCCACAGCCCACGUGGCCCCCUGGAGCAUCUCAGGGGGGCGCCCAGCAGAAAGCCAUGGCAGCAAUGGACGGCCAGAGAUGAGACUGGAUGGCACUGGGCUGGAGCAGGGGGCAGUCCAGGGUUGUGGGGACACAGGAGGGCUGGGGAGGGGGCAAAU